AUGUCGUCCCACUUGGAGGCAAAAGCGCUCGUCAUCGAACAAAAGGGAGACGACUUCAAGCUCGUGGACAUUCAGCUCGAUCCAAACAGGCUCGCGUCGGAUGAGGUCAUUGUACGCUUCAAGCACACUGGAGUCUGCCAUACUGACAUCCACUCCCGCAACACGAGCCCUUUAGACCUGUUGCCGGCAAUCUAUGGUCAUGAAGGCGUCGGCAUCGUGGAGCAUGUCUCGAACGCAUACACAGGUCCCUUCAACGUUGGAGACACAGUGCUUGCGAGCUUCUGCAGCUGUGGCUCAUGCAACAAUUGCCAGUCUGCCCGCUCCGCAUUCUGUGACCGCUUCGUACCCAUGAACCUUGCUCAUUUCACUAAGGAUGACAGGCACGUAACAGUGCCGUACAAAAAUGACAAUGGAGUACAGGGCGAAGCUAGAAUCAACUACUUCGGGCAAAGCUCCUUUUCAAGCCGCAUGUCAGUCAGUGAACGGAGCUUGACCAAGAUCAGCUCGAAUGUUCCUACAAAGCUUGCUGCUGCUCUCGCCUGCGGCUUCCAGACCGGCUUUGCCACAGUCUUCGAAAAGGCGCCUUCAGACAAGCAAAGGUCCUUCGAGCUCUUCGAAUCGGUCGGAGCUUCGAUUCCGGCCUCGGUCAAGACCUCAGCCACAUAUAAGCGUAGCAAGCAAACUCUGCUAGUCAGUGGUCUGGGUGGAGUGGGUCUCGGUGCCAUAUAUGCCGGCAAGGUCCUCGGCUUUGGCGCAGUGAUUGCUACUGACAUCAACGAUGAUCGACUGAAGCUUGCCAAGGAAGUCGGCGCUUCUCACACCAUCCAAGCCAAAGGUCUGGACCAAGACGCGUUUGUGGCAAAGGUUAAGGAGUGCUGUCCAGAUGGCAGGGGCGCGUCGCUGGCGAUAGAAGCUAGUGGAAGUGCAGCUGCCAUGGCCAACGACAUGAAAGCUCUUGCUGUAGGUGGCAGACUGGCCAUUGUUGGCAUUGGGCCUGAUACAGCGACAGUCCCUUACAUGCAGCUCUUGCCGACAGGAACUUCGCUCGAGGGCCUUCUCAUGGGCAACUCGCACCCUGAAGUCACGAUUCCUUUCCUGGUGAGCAAGCUCGAAGCUGGUGAGCUCAAUUUCUUAGAAAAGAUGGUGAAGGUGUACAAGCCGGUCGACAUGAACAUUGCCGUGCACGACCAAGAGAGUGGCCAGGUGAUCAAGCCGGUCAUUGAAUGGAACUGA
This is a messenger RNA of Sporisorium graminicola, 1233 nucleotides long. RefSeq lists its product as uncharacterized. Bases 1 to 1233 code for a protein of 410 amino acids. NCBI's taxonomy places the organism in Eukaryota, Fungi, Basidiomycota, Ustilaginomycetes, Ustilaginales, Ustilaginaceae. Gene Ontology annotation, molecular function: S-(hydroxymethyl)glutathione dehydrogenase [NAD(P)+] activity; zinc ion binding. Gene Ontology annotation, cellular component: cytosol. The record is from RefSeq and is a predicted model, not a curated record. The transcript has 5 exons. Gene Ontology annotation, biological process: formaldehyde catabolic process.